This is a messenger RNA of Petromyzon marinus (sea lamprey), 1536 nucleotides long. The record is from RefSeq and is a predicted model, not a curated record. Lineage: Eukaryota; Metazoa; Chordata; Hyperoartia; Petromyzontiformes; Petromyzontidae.
UCUUUGGGACGCCCGGAUACAACGCUCCCGAAGUCUUGCUGGGCCAGCCGUUUGGAACAUCAAUUGACAUGUGGGCUGCCGGGUGCAUACUAGCUGAGAUAUCUGUCGGCAAACGACUGAUGUCAAUGAGCAGCGAGAGUCAGGAGAUCGCUGGCAUCACAAAGAUUGUGGGAACACCACCCUUUGAGAUGCUGCACGCUGCACCAGACGGUCCUCGGUAUUUCAACUUCUUUGGGCAACUGACCAAGGAAUGUCUGCAGGAGACCCCUCAGUGUUGCCCGCUCAAGGAGUUUCUGAAAACGAGAGACCCAUUGUUCCUGGACUUCAUCAGCUCCAUCCUAUGCUGGAACCCAAAUGACCGUCUAACUCCGAAAAGUGCUCUCAAGCACCCAUGGAUGAGUGCAGCUCCAGCUCCACCACCUGGACUUCACCAGGCACCAGCAUGCAAGAUCAACUCCCAUCUGGCUCCUGCAACCAAGACCUUCCCUAUUCUGGACCCCUACAACAUCCCUUCCAAGACAAUGGACCUCUACAAAUUAUGCUGGCUGGAUUCGGACCCCAACAACUUCUUCAUCCCGGCUCCAGCACCUUGCCACCUUCCCUCAAUUCCACAACUUACUUCUCCUGGCCAAAUUCCAGUCGAAUCAUUUUGCAGCAGCUCUUCCGGAGUGGCAAUUCCCAUUUUGGCCACUAAGGUGUCCACUGCCACUUUCCUUCCAUCUCCAGCCGCCGUUGCAGUCCCCUUAAUUGAGCCAAGGACUGACGCCUUCCUGGCUUCUGCUUCUGUUGCAUUAAGCGCCGGAACCAUUUUGGAUGUGGAGAUGCCUACAGCCACUAGCUCAACAUCCACCACAAAAUGCAGCAUUCAGGUGGAAGAUGUGAACACUGCUGUGUCUUCGACAGCAUCAAUUGCUGACCCCCUCCCAGAGUCGGAGACCAGAAUUGAUGCGGACAUCAAGCCUCUGGAUAUUGAGGAAUUUCAUAUUUCAAUUGAGGCAGUCGAUGAGGCGACCCAAAAUGGAGCCGAGACGAGCAUGGGCUCCAUAUUGUCUCUGCCUAUAAACGCAGACGACACUGUUAACCCUCUAAUGGAGUCCGAGAGCACGGUUAAGGCAGACUCUAAGCCUCACGAUGCUGAACAAAUGAAAGCCAUGGUACAGAGUGACAUGGACAGUGCAGAAAAAUUAUUGAGGUCCCCAAAUCCCAAUCACCAACCAUCCGCAAGAGAUUGCAUCGGUUCGGACGCGCUCUUAUUAAGUUCGUCUGUUGUUGUGGGGGAAGUGGUGAGGGGGAUUAAAUGUUUUAAUAUUGUCAAAUAUAUGGGCAGCCCUCGACUUAUCACCUGUUCAUAAGUCGAACGGUUUAUAAGACGUUUUUAAAAGGGAAACAUUGUUAAACUCAUAAAAAAUAUUGUACAUUUGCAUUUUAUACUGUAAUAAAUACUAUAUUAUACAUAACAUACCAAAUAAAUGUUGGUAAAUAGAAAGAAAAAUCAGUUUUAACUUAACUUGCCUUGAUUCCCGAUGAUGCUGGCUU